AGCAGCAGUGCUGAUUCCACUGGGAUCUGUAAGAGUGGCCCCUCUGUGCAUGCAAAGCAGACAUGUCCAGAACAAGAAACAGUGAGGGGAAUGUGCUGAAGCGUGUGGCAAAACUGCCUCUCAUCAGCUCAGCGCUGCAGCAGGCCUUUUCCAUCUACAUGGGCGUGAAAGGUCGUUAUCCGCUGCUCGGGUUUGUGGGAGGAGUAGCAGAGCUGGGUGUCCGCAGUGCAUCCACAGCAGCUCUGCAACAAGCAGCACCUCUGCUACUGAACCUAGAACCAGAAAUUGAGGCGGUGAACAGUUUUGCACUGGUGGGUUUGGAGCAACUUGAGAAGUUUUUCCCUAUCCUCCAACAGCCCACAGAUGAGGUGGUUGCUAAUCUAAAGGAUGCUUUCUUCUCGAGGCUGGAUGGUGCACAGUCUCGAGUAAACGAUGAGCUGGACAGGGCCGUGAACAGGUGGGAUGAAGUGAUAGAGCUCAGCUGGCGCCUCCUGGCGGAAGCUCAGGAUUCAGCACCAGGGCGCGUGAUCACCGCUGGCCUGGAUGAGCUCAUCACUCAGUCAGAGGCGGCAGUGGCGUACUAUCUACCUCUGCCACCCACGCUGCGUCGUGAGUGGGAGAGAAGAGUGCAAAGCUAUGAAGAUGAGGAUGAUGAUGAUGAAGAAGAAGAGCCUCGGAUGUGGACGCGGAUCCGUAGCCUGUUGUUGUGCCUGUACCUUCAGCUGUACCACAGACUGAUGAAGCUGAGAGAAAGAGUGGACAGUGUUUUGCAGAUGCUGGGGGCAGCUGCUGAAACGGUGGGUCUAACGCAGUUGAUGCAGAUGUUGGAGUCCCUGCUGCAGCUGCUUCUGUCUUUUUACGCGUCUCAGGUGCAUCGUGGGGAGGAGCUGCGUUCUCUGCUUGUAGCUCAGCUCACAUCAGGUAUACAGGCACUGAAGGUUUUGCCCCCUGUACAACAGAUACUGGCUUUACCUACUCAGGUACGCACUAUCAUGAACGACCUACUGGAACUGGGUCAGAUUCUCAUACAGCUGCUCAUCAACACCACCCCGCUCUAUGACCUGAUGAAACAGGUUUCUGAUCUCGAUGCAGAAAACAACCCAACUCCAGAUGAACUUCCUGAGAGUCCCUCCAGCCGUGCCUUUGCAAACAGCCUCUUCCUCAAAGCCAUGGACGGUCGUCCACGUCGCCGCAGAAGCCUUUAUGCCCGUUCCCGUUGUGGGUCCACCAGCGGGCUUCCAACAAGCCCAGCUCCCUCUCCGACUCCUACCCCAGUCCCAGCAAAUGGCAGAAAAGGCAGUUUGAAGCUAGAUUCCCAGCCCUCGGGCCCUCCAGAACUUGACACACUGGCUGUGCCCACUACCGAUAUGAUCCGCCGCCGUUCCUCUGCCACCGAGGUCCUGCUGGGUCCCAUUAUGCAGUUAGUAUCACAGAGCCAACGAGCGUUUGAGUUUCUGAGCUCUGACCCUUCAUCUGAAGAUCAGGUCAUACCUGUGGUGGAAACCACAGAACAUUAGGCUCCACUU
Molecule: messenger RNA, 1526 nt
Organism: Rhinichthys klamathensis goyatoka
Lineage: Eukaryota; Metazoa; Chordata; Actinopteri; Cypriniformes; Leuciscidae
Gene: plin6
Product: perilipin 6
Exons: 8
Coding region: 63-1517 (484 amino acids)
Biological process (GO): lipid storage; positive regulation of triglyceride storage
Cellular component (GO): cytosol; lipid droplet
Source: RefSeq, a predicted model, not a curated record